AUGAUUCAAUCGUUGGUCGCCCACGACAACAAGGGCCGCUUCAUCCUGGCCGGGCACAUCGGGGAUCUUCGUAACGACUGCGUUGAUUGCGGGAUCUGGCCUUUAUGGAUUAGUGCCAGCCAUGGGCACAGCGCACGGAUUCAGGACCAGGUCGAUGACUCCAGCAUUGCCACUGUGUGGCUUGACCCAAGGAGGCGUGCCAUCGACAGAGUCCCAGCUGCCUGCAAAGGCAAGCCGUUCCUGUGCCGUGGUGAUGAAGGCUUCCCGACGCGUCUGUGCCACAGGACAACUCACGACGCAGCCUUUCAGAUACUUGAAGACGGCCUCAUUCCAGGAUUUCGUGGCUCGGGGAAGUACCAUUGCUACUUCGCAAAAGCCACGUUAUCCGAACUGGGGAACAGGGCUGGGGUACGUGCCAACUUGAACGUCGAACUCGUUUUCGAUACGGUGGAAGUGUUGAAGCACGCCUAUCUCUUCGAGACGGAGUCCGAGGGAAUUUUGUGUCGCGAGAGAGACCCAGGCGAGUGCAUCUUGUACGUGAGGGACUCAGACAGCAACAUGACACUUUGGACACGGCCCUCACCAGGCGACGAGGAUAUCGAGGUGAUUGUGGAGAUUGCGGGGAUUACAACUAUCGAAGAUGACGAUGAGCCCGCGGAUCUCUUCUCGUUUCCCGAGCCUGCUGAGCCCGCAGAGGAAGCAGCCAUCCUCGCAGAGGUCGUCCAAGAGCCUGGGGCAGAGGCUACGACAAUGGAUGAGGAAAUUCCAGCCCCACUUAGUGGAGGCCAUGGAGAUGACUAUGCACCACCCGUGUAUGGCAACACCUCGGACGCGCCAAUGCCCGCAAUCCUCGAUGCGACGGCUGCCGAUAUCCUCCCUGAGGAGGCUGCCGUGUUGGAAGGGGAUGACGGUGCCGGCGUGGGUGCGGUUGAGCCUGCGCAACCAUCGGAGGAACCACCAACUGCCAACAUCACCGAAACACACACCAUCAUGGCCAUGAUCGACGACGAGCCGGAGGUAGCGGCAGCAACAGAGGCACCUGAGGCACCGAAGGCAGAGCAUGUUACCAAGCCUGCUAAUAAGAUGCCGACGGAGCCCCCGCAUCGCAUCCUGCCUCCUCCAGCCCCCUCAGCGGGUGGCCGUCGACGUGCCUGCCCCCAUUGUGGCACAACACACUUGGUGGGACAAAUGGUGUGUCUGCGAUGCAAAGCUCAGCUAGCCAAGGCCACAGCGCAGAGCCAACGCAAGUGCAUCAAAACCGAUAGAUGGUUCCAGGAGCAAGCAGCCGCCAUCGCUACAGGCAAGGCACGUUCUCGCCUGUCCGUUGAAGAAGUCCUCGCCAACAUUCGCAAGGAAGUGGGAGGACGCGGUGCUCAGAGCUUGGACUCGGUUGCCAUCGAAAAGGCGAAGCAGAUGCUGAAGCUCGCAAACAAGCAGGGCGUUGCUCUUCUGCACGAUUGCAAUCCAGCCGCUCUUAGAGCAGGCCUGCUGGGCACAGAACAGAAUGACCCGCUCGCAAUCAUGUGGUUGGGGGUGGCCUACAGCCUCUCGGGGUUCAUCCAAGUGUUUCUGCAGCGCCGUGUCGUGGACAGGCUUCAGUGCUUCACAGAAACGCUCUACCUCGACCCCAGCUUGGACUACACCGCUGCAGAAUGGGACCUAUGGCUGAGGCAGAGAUUGAACACGCAACUUCAACCAGCCAUUCGAGCCCAUGAAGAGCGACUUGCUGAUGCUGAACGGUCUCGGGCAGCCCAACGUGCAGCUGAUGAACGCCGUGCGACGAAGGGCGAGAGCAAGGGCGGGAAGAAAGGCUCAGCCAAGGGGCCUCAUCCCUACUCUCGCGGAGGCUAUGGCUACCACCGCUGA
Messenger RNA from Symbiodinium sp. CCMP2456, 1866 nucleotides. Lineage: Eukaryota; Dinophyceae; Suessiales; Symbiodiniaceae. The record is from the annotation of a GenBank genome assembly.